Molecule: messenger RNA, 4299 nt
Organism: Plasmodium reichenowi
Lineage: Eukaryota; Apicomplexa; Aconoidasida; Haemosporida; Plasmodiidae
Product: putative membrane protein
Exons: 1
Source: RefSeq, a predicted model, not a curated record
AUGAUAAAAGAGAAAUUGUUAAAAUUUUUAAAUUACUAUUAUUUUUUUAAAAAGUAUUACAUUUAUCAUAUCCUUUUUUUGUAUAUAUUUUUUUUAAGAAUAACCUAUACCUAUGCUGAAAUAACGAUAUCUCAAUUUUAUACAUUUUUGUUAAGUAAAUAUGAGAAUGUGGAGAAUAGUAGAAGAGAGGAUAAUUUUUUUUAUUACUUUACUCAUUUUUUUAAUUUUAAUUCAAGAUGUGACGAUAAAUUUUUAAAUACGAAAUUAUUUGUUGUAGUAUAUUUACCAAUAUGUUUAAAAUGUUUUUAUACUCUUUUUUUUGAUUAUGUAGCUUAUUAUAUAUAUAUACGUUAUUAUUUUAAUAAAAUAAAUAAUGAUUUCAGGAAUUUUUUUUUUUCAUCUCUUUCUUAUGAAAAUAUACAAGUAUCAAAUAAUUCUGUUUGUAAAAAUGCUUUACAUAUUGUAAAAAAGGUUAGAUCUAAUAGUAUUAAUAAAUUAAAAAGGGAAAAAAAAGGAAUCAAAAAAAAAAAUGAGGUUAUGAAUAAUUACAUGAGAAAUAGGUUUUCUCAGAUGUCUUUUGAAGAGUAUAAAAAAUAUUGUAGUUUUUUAAAACGAACACAUAAAAAAAAAAAAAAAAAAAAAAAGGGGAAUUCCUUUAUUUAUAUAAAUGGGAAAAAAAAGCUUAGUUCAUUUGGAAAAACAGGUUAUAGAAAGAGUGUAUAUAAUAAAUACAAAAAUAAAAAUAGGAGAAAAUAUAAUGAUAACACAUUUAAUAAUAUAACAUAUGAUAUAUCUUCUAAUGAAUAUAAUAGUAAUUUCAUUCGUAAAAAUGUAUCUCUUGAUGAGGUUAAAAUGAAGAUAAUGAAAUAUGAUGAGGAAUUUAUGAAAAAUAAUCGUUUAUUAUAUGAGAAGGACCAAGGGCAUGGCGGUGGAAAUGGUUUGUUUAAUAAUUUAUUUAAAAAUAGAAAGCAUAUAUUUUUUAGAAGAAAAAAUAAAAAUAAAAUAAUGGACAAGAACAACAAUAAUAAUAAAUAUAAUAAUAAUGAAUAUAAUAAUAAUAAAUAUGAUAAUAAUAAUAUGAAGAAUGUGAAUAAUUGGGAUGAAGUAAUUUUUAGUAAGUUUUUAAAAGAUAAAUUCAAAAUGAUUAAAAAGAAAAAUGAUAUACACAGUAUUAAUGAAGAUAGAAAUAGAAAUGAAUAUUUUUUAGAAAAUAAUAUAAAUAAGGAGAGAACUAAAAAUAAUAGUAUGAAUAGUUGGGGUAUUUUAAAUUAUUUAUUUUUUAAAAAAAGUAAUGAUAGUAAUAUUAGUUAUGAAGGCUUACAUGAUGAUACUAGUAAUGAGAAUCAUCAUUAUAAUAAGAUUCAUAAAAAUGUGAAUAAUAUAUACAAUGUAGAUAAUACAACAUUUAAUCAAUGUUAUAAUAAUGAAUAUAAUAAUUCGUCUGUUUUGUGUUCUAAGGAUUAUGAUGAAAUAUAUAAGAAGGACAAAGGAUCUGAUGAUGAGAAGGAAAAGCUAUUAAAUUUUCGUUUAGAUAAAAAUAAUGGGAAAAAUCAAAAAAAAAGUGAAAAUACUGAUAAUAUGGUAAAUGUAAAAGGUGUUAGUACAAAGAAUUAUUUCAUAAAUUUUUAUAAUAAUUUACAAACCGAUAACUUUCUUAUGAAUGAAGAAAAUGACUUUGAUGUUUAUACAAAAGGAGAUAUUAAUAAAGAGCAAAUAAAUGUCCAUAAUAAAUCAUAUAAUGAAGAUAUAAACGAACAAAAAAAAAUGAGCCAAAAGGGUAAAAAAAGUAAAAGGGGUAAAAAGAGUAAAAAGGGUAAAACGAGAGUACUAGAUACCAAUGUUGAUAUAGAUGAAAAUGGAUAUAACGAUGGAACUAUUAUAUUGAAGGAAAAUGCUGAUAAUAAUAAUAAUAAUGAUAAUAAUAAUAAUAAUAAUAAUGAUAAUAAUAAUGAUAAUAAUAAUAGUGAUAAUAAUAAUAAUGAUAAUAAUAAUGAUAAUAAUAAUAAUAAUCAUAAUAAUAAUGAUAAUAAUAAUAAUGAUAAUAAUAAUAAUGAUGAUAAUAAUAAUUAUAAUAAUAAUUAUAAUAAUAAUUAUAAUAAUAAUUAUAAUAAUAAUUAUAGUUAUGAUUAUAAUAAUUAUAACAGUAGAAACAAUUUUGAUAUGUCCUACUUAAAAAGUAAUAUAAUGAAUAAUUAUAUUAAAGGAGAAAAAAAGAAUGAUUAUAAAAAAAGAAAUAACACAGAAAAUAUAAAUGAAUGUGAUAAUUAUGAUUAUAACGAAAUAAACGAAGAUUUAAAUGAGAGUCAGAAAAUGUGUUAUAGGAGUUUAAGAGGUAGCUUACAUAUGGAAUAUAUAUUUAAAGAUAGUUAUGAAUUAUUAGAUGAUAAUGAAUAUAAUGAAUAUUAUUAUUAUAAUAAAUUUAAAAGUUUUUAUUAUGAAAUAGAUGAAGAAAAUCAGACAUGUUCUAAUAUAAAAGAAAUAAUAAAUAAUAAGAUUAAUGCUGAAUUUUAUCAUUUAAAAUUAAAUAUACUUAUAUUGUCUUGUAUUAUAAUCCAGAUAUUUAAUUCAUUUAUUUUGAUUCUUAUUUCUAAUAAUUUUAUUUUAAAAAGAGAAAGAAUAUAUUUUUUUUGUUUUUUAUAUUCUUUAUUAGAAAGUGUAACCGAUGUUAUAUCAGACAAUAUUUUUUUUUUAUGUGGUAAAUUUACGAAUAUAUAUAAAAAAGAAUUUAGUAUUAAUUCUAUAUAUAUAAUACAAGUAAUAAGUAAAAUGGUUUUAAGUGUUUCUACUAUUUUUAUCUAUUUUAUAUAUCACAUAUUUGUUAUUUUAUUUAAUGAGGUGAAUAUAAUGAUAAUAAAUACAUUAAUUAAGGCCCUUUCGAUUUUUGUGCUUUCAUUUAUAUUUCUUAAAAACAAGGAUAAUAUAUUUAGUUAUUAUUAUAAUGACAAGUAUGUACAUUUGAAUAAUUUUUUUCAAAAACGAAAUGGGGUAGUUGGAAAGUUGGACGGUAGAAGGUUGGAAGCUCUUAUGCGUAGGGAGCUUAACGAUCCUAUGGUAAAAAGAGGUUUGUAUGUUUCUAGGGGUAAUAAUAUAAUAAGUGGAUUUCAACAAAAUGAGGAAGUAAAAAGUGAAAUCGUUAACAAUGAUAAUAAUAAAAACGGAGCGCAAAAAAACGGAGCGCAAAAAAAUGGAGCGCAAAAAAAUGGAGCGCAAAAAGAUGGGGAGCAAAAUAAUCGAUGUGAUGUUAAUUUGAACGUAAACUAUUUAAAUGGUAAUAAUAAAAAGAUUAUACCUAGUAAUACAAGUGAUUUAUCGUUUAAGGAUAUCUAUAAAUAUGACGCAUAUAUCAAGGAUGCUUAUGUGAAAAAUGAAGAGCUAAAUUAUUCACCUAUGAGCAAGGGAGAUAUAAAUAAUACAUUCAUAAAAGAUGAAGAUUUAUUAAAUAGUACUUUUGCUAAAGGAGACUAUAGUAAAAAGGUUACGAGAAAUGGUUAUAAUAUAUUUUUUAUGGAUAAAUUAAAAUGUGUAUUAGAAGUUUUAAACAUUUUUAAAUUCAUAUCAAGAAUAAAAAGUUAUUUGUGUAAAAGAAAUAGAAUGGCUUACGAUUUUAAUUAUACCUUAUUAAAUGUAAAGAGUGUAAAAUAUGAUGAGAAUAAAAUAUAUGAUAAUGGGAAAUAUGGAAAGGAAAAAAAAAAAAGAAAAAAAAGUAAAUUAUAUAAAAAAUAUGGGGAAAAUGAGAACUUAAAUUUUGAAAUAAAAAUUCCCACAAUAAAAAAUAUAAAAGAUUUAUUUUGUGUGAAUAAUAAAUUCGAUUGGUCUUGUAGUAUACCAAAUAAUGAUAUGAUUAAAAAUUGUAAAAAGCCUUUACUAAAUGAUAAUAUAAAUAUGAAUAAUACAUGGAUUAUUAAUAAUAAUAAUAAUAAUAAUAAUAAUAAUAAUAUAAAGAAGAAAAAUAAUAUAAAUAAAAAAAAAAAAAUAAUAAUAAAUUAUCCUCUUAAAUUAUUAUUAAAUAAUUUAAAUUUUUCGAAUAUUUUCUAUAUAUGUUUAUUAUUAAUUAUACCAACAUUUGAAAGAAUAUUUUUAAAUUAUAAAAUAAAAAACAUUACUCUAGAUCUUCAUUCUUAUUGUUAUCUCAAUAUAGUAAAUUAUAUAACUGACUUAAUAGGUUUGUAUAUAUAUAUAAGUUAUUUUAAUGAGGAAUCUUAUUCUUCCUCAAUUUUUUUAAGUUCACUUAUUAAUAUAUUCUUGUUGUCUUUACGCUUUCUCUUUUUGUAUAAGAAGUUUAACCAGCUAGGUUUAUUG